This is a messenger RNA of Phalacrocorax carbo (great cormorant), 2173 nucleotides long. NCBI's taxonomy places the organism in Eukaryota, Metazoa, Chordata, Aves, Suliformes, Phalacrocoracidae. The record is from RefSeq and is a predicted model, not a curated record.
GGAAGGGAAAAAAAAAAAUUGUAACAAAGAGCGGAAAAAGGUUCCGACCCUCCCAGCUACUGUGGAAACGGCCGUGGCUAUUGAACAAUGGUGACGCACCCUGCUAUUUUUAAGAAAAAAAUGAGGAACAAUGAAGCUCCACUGACAAGACAGCGUGAAUUCUGGUGCAGGACUGCUAGAUCACGUCUCCGUUUGAAUGAAUACACUGGCAGCAGAAAUGAGCACCAGCCAUGCACCUUGGGUAGCGGUCAAUCAGCCACCUAAAGGAAAUUUUGAAAGACAUUAUUCCACAUCUGACCCUUCCCGGCCGAUAGCUUGUGGCAGCAGUGGCUUAGGGACCACUACACUUCGUGACGUUACGGUGUGCUACCCUCCCGUAACACGGUUGAACCUCUGAAUUUCAUAUUCUGUUCGCCUGGGAGGCCUUGAGGCUGGAUGGCUCCUCUAUGCAAACUGUAAAAUCUCCCCAGUCAGUUCUCGGCUGGGUGAUUUUCUCACCCCACUGUGCUCUGCAGACCAGACCUCCAACAUGAGCGAUGGCGUCGGUGUAAAACGUCGUCUCACUCUGCAGCGGCGGAGCUCUGUCCACAGCAGCUCAGAGAAACAAAUAGGAAACAGGAUUUCCCCCAACAGACAUCUGAUUUUUCAGACAUGAAAUGUUGUAAUGGGAUGUGCAGCCCAGCAAAAAUGGUAAUUUAUACUAAAUGCCUUGAGGGGCCAACUUCAGACUUGACAGACAUGGCAAGUGGGACUUCCAGCUCCCUUCGCACGAAGCUGGUUCCCUUUCUCAGUAUUUACUAGAAAUAACAUUUGCGUUAUGGUUUUGUGUAGGAUGGAUUCUGGUAACUGCCAGGUCAAGAAACCUGACCCUGUUUGUUUGCUACAAGCACUACCAGCUUUACAUGCUCUACAGCCUCUGGGAGCCCAGGAGAGCUUGUGUUUGCCUCCUGCUGCAGCCUCGGGGAGAUGCCCCUUCAGUAACCCAGCUCUUCGGAUAAUAAGUCUCCCUCUUCACAUGAGAGCAUCCUUGAGUGCGAGCGUUGCAGCAUAUUUUAAAAGCUUUAUCUGUCUGGAAAUUUUCCAGACAGUCUGUUGCCUACUGAUGUUCUCCUCCUCCUCUCCCCCUCUCUUAAAUCUUCUCAACAGAUCCAUAUCAUUAAUAUUUCAGUAUCAGCUGUUCGCAGGCAUUGGUUACGCUGCAGCGCACUUCAUCAAUAAGAGCCGGCAAAGGCUGUGAGGUUUGCCACACAGCCUUCAUCCAGCGGAGGAGUAAGAGCAAAGACAGGCUGGCAGAGAAAGCGAGUAUCCACCGAGGGUAAGGCUGCGUAUUGCAGUCCCGGUCUUGAGCUGCUUUUUGCUGCUGUCCCUCACUCAGAUCGUCCAGGUAAUACCCUAGGAAGCAAGAAGAAUGGAUGUCUUUAAGAAAGGUUUCUCUAUUGCUAAAGAAGGUGUGGUGGCUGCUGCAGAAAAGACCAAGCAGGGAGUGACGGAGGCUGCAGAGAAGACUAAAGAAGGAGUGAUGUAUGUAGGUACCAAAACCAAGGAGGGCGUAGUGCAAAGUGUGACCUCAGUUGCUGAGAAGACCAAAGAGCAGGCCAACAUGGUGGGAGAAGCUGUAGUAUCCAGCGUGAACACAGUGGCAAACAAGACUGUAGAAGGAGCAGAGACCAUUGUGGCUACUACAGGAAUUGUAAAAAAGGAGGACCUGGUUGUGCCGCAGCCGCCCGAGCAGCCGGGGGCGGCGGGAGAGGGGGCCCCGGCAGCAGGCACAGGCGGCGGUGGAGAGGGUGAAAAUGAAGGCAAUUAAUCAACUUAGGGACUUCUAGCUCAAAAGAGAGCAUUCCAAGAGCCUCCAUGGAAAUAUUAGCUGACACUACAACAGGAAAAUCCCUUUCUCCGUAGACUAACUACAUUCAGCUCUGUAGCCUUUCACCUCCCUCAUAAACCAAUCGUACAAUAUGUGUAAGCCAGAAUCCCCUGUAAGCAAAGUGCAGCCGUGUACCAGGGUGUGUGUGUGUCUCCCCACUUCCCCCGUGGCUUCCCGACCCACUCACUUGGUCUGUUUUGGUUGGACUCACUGAUCCUUGUCUCGUGUCCAUCCGCACUGGCACUUGGGAUCUCUAGGUAUCAUGGAAAUAUUUUUUUUUUAACUAAUAAAAAAGUGUUUGAACAA